This is a messenger RNA of Trifolium pratense (red clover), 1238 nucleotides long. Its product is annotated as PRA1 family protein H. The record is from RefSeq and is a predicted model, not a curated record. The coding region runs from base 63 to 749 and encodes 228 amino acids. The transcript is spliced from 4 exons. Lineage: Eukaryota; Viridiplantae; Streptophyta; Magnoliopsida; Fabales; Fabaceae. Gene Ontology annotation, cellular component: Golgi apparatus; endoplasmic reticulum. Gene Ontology annotation, biological process: vesicle-mediated transport.
AAAAGAAAGGAGAAAAUAGCAACAAUAGCGUUUUUGUUGCGAAAGAAAGAAUAAUAACAGCGAUGGUGUUCUCUUCUAACCCUUUGGCGCUAAGCGUACCCGAACCCGCCUUCGAAUCAUGGCUUCGCGACACCGGCUAUCUCGAAAUCAUCGACCAACGUACCUCCGACGCCGCCGAUGCCACCGCCGCAACAACCACCAUCAACUCCUCUCCAUUAGUACCCGCCACUUCUUUCUCUUCUAAACUCCUCACCCUCUUAUCCUUCAUCACUCUCAAUCCCUUCACCAAACUCACCGCCGAUGAUUUCUCCUCCGAUACUCCUUCUUGGUCACGCUCCUUCAUCGGUUCCUAUUCUUCUUACUCUUUCCCUUCUUCGCCUUCUCAAGCUCGCUUCCGUGUUCAUGAAAAUGUUAAACGCUAUGCUCGUAAUUAUGCUUAUCUCUUCAUCGUUUUCUUCGCUUCUGCACUGUAUAAGAUGCCACUUGCUCUUGUUGGAUUAAUAUCAUGUUUGGCAUUGUGGGAUUUCUUCAAGUUCUGUAGUGAUAGAUGGGGAUUGGAUCAGUAUCCUGUGGUUCGACAGUGUUUGCUUCGCAUUGCCCAAUUAGCAACAGCAGUUAUUCUAAUAUAUUCCCAUGUUCAAAUGGCUCUCUUUUGUGCCAUGAGUGUCAGCUAUGCAGGAGUGAUACUGCAUGCUGCAUUUCGGAAGUUGACCCCUGCAAAGCAAUCUUCUCAGGUCAGAGGUGGAUAGUUAGUUGAUCGAAGAGGAGUGACAUUCUUGCCAUUAUCCAGCAUAUCAUUAUUCAGUGAUUAACGAGGCUUUGGAAUGGAAGAUAGUAGUUCUUAGUUCUUACAAUGUAGAAGUGGACAUAACUUUGGUACAGAAGAUUAUGCAAUGUAGAAUUCAGAGAACAGGUAUAGGCUUAGGUUUUGAAUAAAACCUCCCUUCCAUUGCAAGAGCAGGGCUAUGUGGUCUUUCUGUUGGCGCUGUUAGUCUCUAGUUUGGUGCUUUUCUUUGAUUAUAGUUACAUGUUUAAAGAAAUGGUUUCAAUAGUUAUACAUUUAAGUUAAUUUGAUGGCUCAAUUCACAUUUUAAAAAAUGAUAACACCAAUGAAUACUUUUGACUUUUGAGUGUGUCUUAUGUUAGUAACUUCCGAGACCAAGUUUACUAAUGAAACAGCCAAUAUUUUUGUAAUUUUGAUACAUUCAAUUAGCAAUUGAAGACAAGUUUACUAGUGA